This is a messenger RNA of Vanessa tameamea, 460 nucleotides long. It is a transcript of the gene Polr2D, whose product is annotated as RNA polymerase II subunit D. Gene Ontology annotation, cellular component: RNA polymerase II, core complex. Lineage: Eukaryota; Metazoa; Arthropoda; Insecta; Lepidoptera; Nymphalidae. Gene Ontology annotation, biological process: transcription initiation at RNA polymerase II promoter. Gene Ontology annotation, molecular function: nucleotide binding; translation initiation factor binding. The coding region runs from base 24 to 440 and encodes 138 amino acids. The transcript is spliced from 4 exons. The record is from RefSeq and is a predicted model, not a curated record.
AUACCAAUUCACUUUUUAGGACUAUGUCUGGACCCGUUCAAGAUGUAAUUGAAGAAGACGCUGCUGAUUUACAAUUUCCUAAAGAAUUUGAAAAUGCGGAAACGCUAUUAAUAUCUGAAGUUGACAUGUUACUGGAACAUAGAAAAGCUCAAAAUGAAUCAGCAGAAGAGGAACAAGAGUUUUCUGAAGUGUUUAUGAAGACACUUACAUACACCAAUAUGUUUAAGAAAUUUAAGAACAAAGAAACCAUAACUGCUGUCAGGAAUCUACUCCAGUCUAAGAAGUUACAUAAGUUUGAAGUUGCAAGUUUGGCAAAUUUAUGUCCAGAAACACCAGAAGAAGCAAAAGCAUUGAUUCCAUCUUUAGAAGGGAGAUUUGAAGAUGAAGAACUCAGAAUAUUAUUAGAUGACAUACAAACAAAACGUAGUAUACAGUACUAAUAAAUUUAACUAGUUUUUUA